UCCGUUAUAUGCACACACUCCUCUCUCUUCAGCUACAACCAUUACACCUGGGAAACUUCACACCUAUAUUUUAUUUCAUUUAAUCUGAUUUGGUUGUAACCAGGGUGCAAGUAUGACGAUCAGAACAGCUCGUCCUAACCGGGGCCAUCAUUUCCGGCCUCGUACGCACUGCCUGAAAAAGCUAGAUGCCAUUGUGGUGGAGAUGCAAGACCCAAAAAAUGGAGUUAAAGGCUCAGAGCAGAAACUCAACGUUACAACUAUUCCACAUGCCAUCACUGGUAGCAACAUAAUUGCUUGGAUUGGCAACAAGAUGAAGACCACAACAGAAGAAGCUCAGGCCUUUGGCACCAUGUUAGUGGCGUAUGGCUACAUCUACCCCCUGCAGAACCACAAGAAGCUGGUGAUGUGUAAUGACAGCAGCCUUUACCGCUUCCAGACUCCCUACUUCUGGCCGACACAACAAUGGGUUCCAGAGGACUCUGAUUAUGCCAUUUACCUGGCAAAGAGGAACAUCCGCAAGAAAGGCAUGCUUGAACCCUAUGAGCAGGCACAUUACAACCACCUGCAUGAAUGGCUGAACCACAAAUGGGACUUCAUUGUGAUGCAAGCUACAGAGCAGUACAAGGCUGGUAGAGACAGGAACAAGGCUGACAGAGUGGUCUUUGACUGCCAGGAGAGGGCUUACUGGAUUGUGAACAGGCCUCCGCUCCGUACUCACAGUGCUUUGGACUCUGUGCCAGAACGACUUAUUAAUCCUAACAUAGAGGAGAAAAUCACCUUUGACCAAUACAGACGGGUUAACAUUUUCUACCAGCAAGCAAUCAUGAGAUCAAAAGUCAAAUCCAGUGUUUCACUCGGAGCGCUGGUCAAGUACAUCACAUCCUACAAAAACCACGAUCCUUUCCUGGCUCCUUGUCUACCAAGCAAUCCCUGGCAAUCAGACCACGAUGCUUACUGGACUCUUAACAUGAGAAGGGUGGAAGUUCCCACUAAGAUGCGGGUGGAGCGCUGGUCCUUCAGCUUUUUUGAGCUGCUGACUGACCUGCGAGGCCGAGAUGAUUUUAAGAUCUUCCUGAAGAAAGAGUUCAGUGGUGAGAACCUGGCCUUCUGGGAAGCAGCCGAGGAACUAAAGUGGGGCACCGCCUCUUCCAUGUCAUCAAAGGCUGAGACCAUCUUCAAGACCUUUCUGGCUCCAGGAGCCCCCCGCUGGAUCAACAUUGAUGGUAGGACAAUGGGCCUGACAGUGAAAGGCCUGGAUCAUCCUCACCGCUAUGUCCUGGAGGCAGCUCAGACACACGUCUUUAUGCUCAUGAAAAAGGACACAUUUUUCCGUUACCUCAAGUCCCCGACUUACAAGGAGAUCCAGAAGAAGGCAUUGAACCCUGAAGCCCAUAACUUCAGCCCAGCACAGCUAGAGGAAAAUGCUCGGAACCGGAGCCCAGGCAUUCAUCCUAUCAUCCUGUGGCAGCAGGAGGAGGAGGAGAAGGCCAAGGCUGCCACUGCCGCUGCUCCAGUUGAUGUCAAGGCUGUGAUGAGCAAAAUAGACAGAAAGAAAUAGAAGUGUGUGGGGAUUUUUGACUUUGAUGUUAAACUAGG
Messenger RNA from Fundulus heteroclitus (mummichog), 1596 nucleotides. It is a transcript of the gene rgs9a, whose product is annotated as regulator of G protein signaling 9a. Lineage: Eukaryota; Metazoa; Chordata; Actinopteri; Cyprinodontiformes; Fundulidae. The transcript is spliced from 17 exons. The coding region runs from base 113 to 1558 and encodes 481 amino acids. The record is from RefSeq and is a predicted model, not a curated record. Gene Ontology annotation, biological process: intracellular signal transduction; regulation of G protein-coupled receptor signaling pathway; G protein-coupled receptor signaling pathway.